AUGUUUGUUAAAUCCAUUAAAAUGAGAUGGACAACAGGUGGUGUUAAUUACAGUUACCUGUUGUCAACUGCUGAUAAAACCAAAUCGUGGUUAAUUGAUCCAGCUGAACCUUAUGAGGUAUUGCCUCAUUUAAAUGAUGCUGAAAUGAAGAGUAUACAAGCCAUUGUUAAUACACAUCAUCAUUAUGACCAUGCUGGUGGUAAUAAGGAAAUUUUAAGUAAAUUGCAACCUUUAAGUAGUGGCCAUCCAAUUCAAAUUAUAGGUGGUUCAAAAUACUGUGAAGCUGUUUCAGAGGUACCAGAAAAUCUACAAAACUAUAGUUUAGGAGACCUAAUAAUUUCAUGUAUCAAGACCCCAUGUCAUACUAAGGAUUCGAUCUGUUAUUAUGUGAAAGAUCCAUCAACUGGAGAGCAAUGCAUUUUCACUGGUGAUACUUUAUUUACUGCUGGGUGUGGUAGAUUCUUUGAAGGUAAUGGCGCUGAAAUGGAUAACUCAUUAAAUUCUGCAAUUCUAAAUUCUGUUGGAAGAGAGAACUUAGGUAAGACAUAUGUUUAUCCAGGUCAUGAAUAUACCAAAAGUAAUGCACUCUUUGUGCGUUCAAUGAUAUAUCCAAAGAUUGGUGACAAUAAAGCCUUUGACAGUUUAGAAAAAUUCGCCAAUGACAAUGAUGUCACCACAGGUCAUUACACCUUAGCAGAUGAACUUGAAUUUAAUCCAUUUAUGAGAAUUGAUGAUCCUGCAGUCAGAAUGGCAGUUGGUGACAAAAGUUCAACUUGGCCAAGGGAAAAGGUAAUGGAUAAACUAAGAGAGAUGAAAAACUCCAUGUAA
Messenger RNA from Vanderwaltozyma polyspora DSM 70294, 828 nucleotides. Its product is annotated as hydroxyacylglutathione hydrolase. Lineage: Eukaryota; Fungi; Ascomycota; Saccharomycetes; Saccharomycetales; Saccharomycetaceae. The transcript has a single exon. Gene Ontology annotation, molecular function: hydroxyacylglutathione hydrolase activity. The coding region runs from base 1 to 828 and encodes 275 amino acids. The record is from RefSeq and is a predicted model, not a curated record.